CUAGCCCGCGGCCCCGGCCACAUCGACAUGGCGGCGGUGCCGCAGCAGGUCCUGGAGCGCACGGAAGCGAACAAGCUGCCUAAGUCCGUCCAGAACAAACUUGAAAAGUUCCUUGCCGACCAGCAAUCCGAGAUCGAUGGCCUGAAGGGGCGGCAUGAGAAAUUUAAGGUGGAGAGUGAACAACAAUACUUUGAGAUAGAGAAGAGGCUGUCCCACAGUCAGGAGAGGCUUGUGAAUGAAACCCGAGAGUGCCAAAGCUUGAGGCUUGAGCUCGAGAAGCUCAACAAUCAACUGAAGGCACUAACUGAGAAAAAUAAAGAACUUGAAGUUGCUCAGGAUCGCAAUAUUGCCAUUCAGAGCCAGUUUACAAGGACAAAAGAAGAAUUAGAAGCUGAGAAAAGAGACUUAGUUAGAACCAAUGAGAGACUAUCUCAAGAACUUGAAUAUUUAACAGAGGAUUUUAAACGUCUAAAUGAAAAGCUUAAAGAAAGCAAUGCCACAAAGGGUGAUCUUCAGUUAAAACUGGAUGAACUUCAAGCUUCUGAUGUUUCUUAUCGAGAAAAACGUUUGGAGCAAGAAAAGGAGUUAUUACAUAAUCAGAAUACAUGGCUGAAUACAGAGUUGAAAACUAAAACUGAUGAACUUCUGGCUCUUGGCAGAGAAAAAGGAAAUGAGAUUCUAGAGCUUAAAUGUAAUCUUGAAAACAAAAAAGAAGAGGUUUCCAGAAUGGAAGAACAGAUGAAUGGCUUGAAGAUGUCAAAUGAGAAUCUUCAAAAACAUGUAGAAGAGCUGUUGACCAAACUAAAAGAGGCCAAGGAACAGCAGGCCAGUAUGGAAGAGAAAUUCCACAAUGAAUUAAAUGCUCACAUAAAACUCUCUAAUCUAUACAAGAGUGCUGCUGAUGACUCCGAGGCAAAGAGCAAUGAACUGACCCGAGCAGUAGAUGAACUGCACAAACUUUUGAAAGAAGCUGGAGAAGCCAAUAAAGCAAUUCAAGAUCAUCUUCUCGAAGUGGAGGAAUCUAAAGAUCAAAUGGAAAAAGAAACGCUUGAGAAAAUAGGAAAGUUGGAGAAGGAAUUAGAGAAUGCAAAUGACCUGCUUUCUGCCACAAACAAAUACACUAGAUUCCUAUGUCUUGGCACAGGAGCCAUAUUAUCUGAAGAAGAACUUGCAGCCAUGUCUCCUACUGCAGCAGCUGUAGCUAAGAUAGUGAAGCCUGGCAUGAAAUUAACUGAGCUGUAUAAUGCUUAUGUGGAAACUCAAGAUCAGUUGCUUUUGGAGAAACUAGAGAAUAAAAGAAUUAAUAAAUAUCUAGAUGAAAUAGUGAAAGAAGUUGAAGCUAAAGCACCAAUUUUGAAACGCCAGCGUGAGGAGUAUGAACGUGCACAGAAAGCUGUGGCAAGUUUAUCUGUUAAGCUUGAACAAGCUAUGAAGGAGAUUCAACGAUUGCAGGAGGACACUGAUAAAGCCAACAAACAUUCAUCUGUGCUUGAAAGAGACAAUCAAAGAAUGGAAAUACAAAUAAAAGAUCUUUCACAACAGAUUAGAGUGCUUUUGAUGGAACUUGAGGAAGCAAGGGGUAAUCAUGUAAUUCGUGAUGAGGAAGUGAGCUCCGCUGAUAUAAGUAGUUCAUCUGAAGUAAUAUCACAGCAUCUAGUGUCUUAUAGAAAUAUUGAAGAACUUCAACAGCAAAAUCAACGUCUCUUAGUGGCCCUUAGGGAACUUGGGGAAACCAGAGAAAGAGAGGAACAAGAAACAACUUCAUCCAAAAUCACUGAGCUGCAGCUAAAACUUGAGAAUGCCCUCACUGAAUUAGAACAACUCCGGGAGUCACGACAACAUCAAAUGCAGCUUGUUGAUUCUAUAGUUCGUCAGCGUGAUAUGUACCGUAUUUUGUUGUCACAAACAACAGGAGUUGCCAUUCCUUUACAAGCUUCAAGUUUAGAUGAUAUUUCUCUUGCAUCAACUCCGAAACGUUCAAGUACAUCACAGACUGCUUCCACUCCUGCUCCGGUACCUGUAAUUGAGUCAGCAGAGGCUAUAGAAGCAAAGGCAGCUCUUAAACAGUUGCAGGAAAUUUUUGAGAAUUACAAAAAAGAAAAGGCAGAUAAUGAAAUACAAAAUGAGCAGCUUGAGAAACUUCAGGAUCAAAUUACAGAUUUGCGAUCACAAAACACCAAAAUAUCUACACAACUAGAUUUUGCUUCUAAACGCUAUGAAAUGUUACAAGAUAAUGUUGAAGGAUAUCGUCGAGAAAUAACAUCCCUACAUGAGAGAAAUCAGAAACUUACUGCAACAACUCAAAAGCAGGAACAGAUUAUCAAUACAAUGACGCAAGAUUUGAGAGGAGCAAAUGAAAAGCUGGCUGUUGCAGAAGUAAGAGCAGAAAACUUGAAAAAGGAAAAGGAGAUGCUUAAAUUGUCCGAAGUCCGCCUUUCUCAACAAAGAGAGUCUUUGUUAGCCGAACAAAGAGGGCAAAACUUGCUGCUGACUAAUCUGCAAACGAUUCAGGGAAUAUUAGAGCGAUCUGAAACGGAAACCAAACAAAGGCUUAGUGGCCAGAUAGAAAAACUGGAACAUGAGAUAUCUCAUUUAAAGAAGAAGUUGGAAAAUGAGGUGGAACAAAGGCAUACACUUACUAGAAAUCUAGAUGUUCAACUUUUGGAUACAAAAAGACAACUGGAUACUGAGACAAAUCUUCAUCAUAACACAAAAGAACUAUUAAAAAAUGCUCAAAAGGAAAUUGCUACAUUAAAACAGCACCUCAGUAAUAUGGAAGUUCAGCUUGCUUCUCAGUCCUCACAGAGAACUGGCAAAGGUCAGCCUAGCAACAAAGAAGAUGUGGAUGAUCUUCUGAGUCAGCUAAGGCAAGCAGAAGAGCAGGUGAAUGAUUUGAAGGAGAGACUCAAAACAAGUACUAGUAAUGUGGAACAGUAUCGAGCAAUGGUUACUAGUUUAGAAGAAUCUCUUAACAAGGAAAAACAGGUGACAGAAGAAGUACGUAAGAAUAUUGAAGUUCGUUUAAAAGAGUCAGCUGAGUUUCAGACACAGUUGGAAAAGAAGUUGAUGGAAGUAGAGAAGGAAAAACAGGAACUUCAGGAUGAUAAGAGAAAAGCCAUAGAAAGUAUGGAACAACAGUUAUCUGAGUUAAAGAAAACACUUAACAGCGUUCAGAAUGAAGUACAAGAAGCUCUUCAGAGAGCAAGCACAGCUUUGAGUAAUGAACAGCAAGCCAGACGUGACUGUCAGGAACAAGCUAAAAUAGCUGUGGAAGCUCAGAAUAAGUAUGAGAGAGAAUUGAUGCUCCAUGCUGCUGAUGUUGAAGCUCUACAAGCUGCCAAGGAACAGGUUUCCAAAAUGGCAUCAGUCCGUCAGCAUUUGGAAGAAACAACCCAGAAAGCAGAAUCACAGUUAUUGGAGUGCAAAGCAUCUUGGGAAGAAAGAGAGAGAAUGUUAAAGGAUGAAGUUUCCAAGUGUGUGUCUCGCUGUGAAGAUCUAGAGAAACAAAACCGAUUACUUCAUGAUCAGAUUGAAAAAUUAAGUGACAAGGUUGUUGCCUCUGUGAAGGAAGGUGUACAGGGUCCCUUAAAUGUCUCUCUAAGUGAAGAAGGAAAAUCUCAAGAACAAAUUUUAGAAAUUCUCAGAUUUAUACGACGAGAAAAAGAAAUUGCUGAAACCAGGUUUGAGGUGGCUCAGGUUGAGAGUCUGCGUUAUCGUCAAAGAGUUGAACUUUUAGAAAGAGAGCUGCAGGAACUGCAGGAUAGUCUCAAUGCUGAAAGAGAGAAAGUCCAGGUAACUGCAAAAACAAUGGCUCAGCAUGAAGAACUGAUGAAGAAAACCGAAACAAUGAAUGUAGUGAUGGAGACCAAUAAGAUGCUAAGAGAAGAAAAAGAGAGGCUAGAACAGGAUUUACAGCAGAUGCAAGCAAAGGUAAGGAAACUGGAGUUAGAUAUUUUACCCUUACAAGAAGCAAAUGCUGAGCUGAGUGAGAAAAGCGGUAUGUUGCAAGCAGAGAAGAAGUUACUAGAAGAAGAUGUCAAACGUUGGAAAGCACGUAACCAGCAUCUAGUAAGUCAACAGAAAGAUCCAGAUACAGAAGAAUAUCGGAAGCUCCUUUCUGAAAAGGAAGUUCAUACUAAGCGUAUUCAGCAGUUGACUGAAGAAAUUGGGAGACUUAAAGCGGAAAUUGCAAGAUCAAAUGCAUCUUUGACGAACAACCAGAACUUAAUCCAGAGUCUAAAGGAAGACUUAAAUAAAGUAAGAACUGAAAAGGAAACCAUCCAAAAGGACUUAGAUGCCAAAAUAAUUGACAUCCAGGAAAAAGUCAAAACUAUUACUCAAGUCAAGAAGAUUGGGCGUAGAUACAAGACUCAGUAUGAAGAACUUAAAGCACAACAGGAUAAGGCCAUGGAGACUUCGGCUCAAUCUUCUGGAGACCACCAGGAACAGCAUGUCUCAGUCCAGGAAAUGCAGGAGCUCAAAGAAACCCUCAAUCAAGCUGAAACAAAGUCAAAAUCACUGGAGAGUCAAGUAGAGAAUCUGCAGAAGACAUUAUCUGAAAAAGAGACAGAAGCAAGAAAUCUGCAGGAACAGACUGUGCAGCUUCAGUCUGAGCUUUCACGACUCCGCCAGGAUCUUCAAGAUAGAACCACACAAGAGGAGCAACUCCGACAGCAGAUAACUGAAAAGGAAGAAAAAACAAGAAAGGCCAUUGUAGCAGCAAAAUCAAAAAUUGCGCAUUUAGCUGGUGUAAAAGAUCAGCUAACUAAAGAAAAUGAGGAGCUUAAACAAAGGAAUGGAGCCUUAGAUCAGCAGAAAGAUGAAUUGGAUGUUCGAAUGACUGCUCUUAAGUCCCAGUAUGAAGGUCGAAUUAGUCGCUUGGAAAGAGAACUCCGGGAGCAUCAAGAGAGACACCUUGAGCAGAGAGAUGAGCCUCAAGAACCUACUACUAAGGUCCCAGAACAGCAGAGGCAGGAUCACAUUGAAACAACUCCAGCUUCUGGUGAAAGAGGAAUUGCCAGCACAUCAGACCCACCAACAGCCAAUAUCAAGCCAACUCCUGUUGUGUCUACUCCAAGUAAAGUGACAGCUGCAGCUAUGGCUGGGAAUAAGUCAACACCCAGGGCUAGUAUCCGCCCAAUGGUCACACCUGCAACUGUUACAAAUCCUACUACAACCCCAACAGCUACAGUGAUGCCCACUACACAAGUGGAAUCACAGGAAGCGAUGCAGUCAGAAGGGCCUGUGGAACAUGUUCCAGUGUUUGGAAGUGCAAGUGGUUCUGUUCGUUCUACUAGUCCUAAUGUCCAGCCUUCGAUCCCUCAACCCAUUUUAACCGUUCAGCAACAAACGCAGGCUACAGCUUUUGUGCAACCCACCCAGCAGAGUCAUCCUCAGAUAGAGCCUGCAAAUCAAGAGCUGUCCCCCAACAUAGUAGAAGUUGUACAGAGUUCGCCAGUUGAGCGGCCUUCUACUUCCACAGCAGUAUUUGGCACUGUUUCGGCUACCCCAAGUUCUUCUUUGCCUAAACGGACACGUGAAGAGGAAGAGGAUAGCACCAUAGAAGCAUCAGACCAAGUCUCUGAUGAUACCGUGGAAAUGCCUCUUCCAAAGAAGUUGAAAAGUGUUACCCCUGUAGGAACUGAGGAAGAAGUGAUGGCAGAAGAAAGUACUGAUGGAGAGGUAGAGACUCAAGUAUACAACCAAGAUUCUCAAGAUUCCAUUGGAGAAGGAGUUACCCAGGGAGAUUAUACUCCGAUGGAAGACAGUGAAGAAACCUCUCAGUCUCUACAAAUAGACCUUGGACCCCUUCAGUCAGAUCAGCAAACAACAACUUCAUCCCAAGAUGGUCAAGGCAAAGGAGAUGAUGUCAUUGUAAUUGACAGUGAUGAUGAAGAAGAGGAUGAUGAUGAAAAUGAUGGAGAGCAUGAGGAUUAUGAAGAAGAUGAGGAAGAUGAGGAUGAUGAUGAGGAUGACACAGGGAUGGGAGAUGAGGGUGAAGAUAGUAACGAAGGCACUGGUAGCGCAGAUGGCAAUGAUGGAUAUGAAGCUGAUGAUGCUGAGGGUGGUGAUGGAACUGAUCCAGGUACAGAAACAGAAGAAAGUAUGGGUGGAGGUGAAAGUAAUCAGAGAGCUGCUGAUUCUCAGAACAGUGGUGAAGGCAGUGCAGGUACUGCGGAGCCAUCUUUUUCCCAGGACAUUUCUAGAGAACAACAGCCAUCAUCAGCAUCUGAAAGACAGACUCCUCGAGCACCUCAGUCUCCGAGACGCCCUCCACACCCUCUGCCCCCACGCCUGACCAUUCAUGCUCCACCUCAAGAAUUGGGACCACCAGUUCAGAGAAUUCAGAUGACUCGGAGGCAGUCUGUAGGACGUGGGCUUCAGCUGACUCCGGGAAUAGGUGGCAUGCAGCAGCACUUUUUUGAUGAUGAGGACAGAACAGUUCCCAGUACUCCAACUCUUGUGGUACCACAUCGCACUGAUGGAUUUGCUGAAGCAAUUCACUCCCCACAGGUUGCUGGUGUUCCUAGAUUCCGGUUUGGGCCACCUGAAGAUAUGCCACAGACAAGUUCAAGUCACUCUGAUCUUGGCCAGCUUGCUUCUCAAGGAGGUUUAGGAAUGUAUGAAACACCCCUCUUCCUAGCUCAUGAAGAAGAGUCAGGUGGCCGAAGUGUUCCCACCACACCUCUACAAGUGGCAGCCCCUGUGACCGUAUUUACUGAGAGUACCACCUCUGAUGCUUCAGAGCACGCCUCUCAGUCGGUUCCAAUGGUGACAACGUCCACUGGCACUUUAUCCACAACAAAUGAAACAGCAACAGGUGAUGAUGGAGAUGAAGUAUUUGUGGAGGCAGAAUCUGAAGGUAUUAGUUCAGAAGCAGGCCUAGAAAUUGAUAGCCAGCAGGAAGAAGAACCUGUUCAGGCAUCUGAUGAGUCAGAUCUUCCUUCCACCAGUCAGGAUCCUCCUUCCAGUUCUUCUGUAGAUACUAGCAGUAGUCAACCAAAGCCUUUCAGACGAGUAAGACUUCAGACAACAUUGAGACAAGGUGUCCGUGGUCGUCAGUUUAACAGACAGAGAGGUGUGAGCCAUGCAAUGGGAGGGAGAGGAGGAAUAAAUAGAGGAAAUAUUAAUUAAAUAUCCUGUAAACUGUAAUAAUUGUGAAUAAGAUUGUCCAAGCCUGUUUUAGUGUAAUGGUUGUCAAGAUUAAAAACCUUUUUGUAUUUAAAUCGGUAUGCUUCUCUCAACAUUCUUUAUUAAUAAAAUGUGUUUCAGUGU
Lynx canadensis (Canada lynx) is the source of this 7275-nucleotide messenger RNA. It is a transcript of the gene TPR, whose product is annotated as translocated promoter region, nuclear basket protein. Gene Ontology annotation, biological process: mRNA export from nucleus; protein import into nucleus. The record is from RefSeq and is a predicted model, not a curated record. Gene Ontology annotation, molecular function: structural constituent of nuclear pore. Lineage: Eukaryota; Metazoa; Chordata; Mammalia; Carnivora; Felidae. Gene Ontology annotation, cellular component: nuclear pore.